CCCGCCAUAAAGCUCCACCCCCGCAAUCACAAAUUCAAAGAUUCCCGGGAUUGGCGCCACCUUCGCAAAAGCUCUAUCGCGGCCAAUGCGCCCAGUGUCAGUAGUUUGCAGAGGGAAGUACCCUUCGUUCACAAUAUCUCCAGUGAUAACUACAGCAUUCGAUCCGCCGUGAGUGAGUGAGCAAAAAUUGCCCAAGGGGCGCAGUUUCUAAUAUCUUCACCUUCCUCCCAACUGUAUCACCACUUCCAUUUCUCAGUCUUCAUCGCCGAUGGUGUAACUGACGCACUAGUUUUUAUCCACAAUUCUCAACGUCUCGGAGAAUCUUCAAUUGGCGGUAACAGUUAACGUAUCGAGGAUUUAUCAAGACAACGAGUGCUGUAAAAUUCACAUACCCAAUCGACGAAUGAAAAUCAGUGAAAAGCUCAACAUCUUGAAGAUGGCUAACACAAUGGAAUAGUUGUUGUGGAUAUAAUUGAAAGGAUUUGCCUGUAAAAUGAAGAAACUUGGACACUCAGUGAGGGAUGAUUCGACGAUAACGACGAUCGAAGAACAAUCGAUUUAAUGUUGAAGGAAAGAAGAAAAUGUCUCGACGAAAACAUCGUGAUGCGGUAAUAAGUCAUGACAAUCAAAUCAAGGAUCAUGACCUCCUGAAUUUCCCCAAAAAAUCAUCGAUUAAGGACGAAAUAUACUGCUGAUAUGUUGUUAUAUAUGCGAUAUGUCAUGUGACACACGACAUGGUGAUAAAUAUGUAACGAGAGGGAAAGAGAAACCGUCUCGUUGGGUACGGGAAUGGUGUCAUCAAAAUCGUGGUGUUGGCAUUAGUCACAGCAAGAUCGUUUACGAGAGAUGAGCGUUGAAGCAGACACACUGGAACUCGAGGUCUUCGAGGUGCAAGACGGUGAUGAUGAUAUCAAUGAAGCUGAAUCAUCGAGAGCCGGUAAAAAGCGUUCAUCGAGGUUGGGAAAAAAAUUGGAGAUCAAGUUGUCAAACGAUGGUAAAGGAAAAAAACGUAAACGUCGUAAAAAACGAUGCCGAGAGGAGAGAUCCCCGUCAACACAGGUAGUUGUUAAUUUUCCAUCAUCAUCUGAUGCUGUGGAACACACUGGUGAAUGCUCAAAAAGGGACUCGUCCAGUAGCCUCGGCGGUCCUAGCAAUCGUCACAGUACAUUACGCCAGUCUCUAUUAACUGUACUUGGCAAAUUGGUUGUUUGGAAAGGUGCUAGGUAUCGUCCAACACCAACAACUUCAGCAAUACCCCCCAAUUCACCUCUUGCCACUGAGUGCAUUGGACGAAGUGCAGUUUUCUUUUCCAGCGAAACGGAAAGGCGCAUUCGUGCUAACAAUCGCGAGUACAAUUCACAAUUUAAAUAUGCAAACAAUUACAUCAAAACGUCCAAAUAUUCGGUGUUGACGUUCCUGCCUCUGAAUUUGUUUGAACAAUUUCAACGGUUAGCUAAUUUCUACUUCCUAUGUCUGCUGGUGCUUCAGAUGAUACCCGCCAUAUCUUCGCUUACCCCGAUCACCACAGCCAUACCAUUAAUUGGGGUCCUCACACUCACUGCCGUCAAAGAUGCCUAUGAUGAUUUUCAACGACACAGCAGCGAUUCUCAAGUAAACAACAGAAAGUCCCAGACAUUACGUGGAAAAAAUUUAAAAGUGGAGAAAUGGUCGCAAGUACAAGUUGGUGAUGUAAUUAGAAUGGAGAAUGAUCAAUUUGUUGCUGCCGAUGUUCUUUUACUCUCCACGAGUGAACCCAAUGGCCUUUGUUACAUCGAGACUGCAGAAUUGGAUGGAGAAACCAAUUUGAAGUGUCGUCAAUGUUUAACGGAGACAGCUGAAAUGAUGGAUAACAACGAACUUAUAGGAGAAUUUGACGGCGAAAUUAUCUGUGAAACUCCAAAUAAUCUAUUAAAUAAAUUUGAUGGUAUAUUAAUGUGGAAAGGAAAUAGAUAUGCAUUAGACAACGAUAAAAUAAUUCUGCGAGGAUGUGUACUGAGAAAUACUCAGUGGUGCUACGGUGUAGUGAUCUUUGCUGGCAAAGAUACAAAACUUAUGCAAAACUCAGGGAAGACAAAAUUCAAGAGAACGUGUAUAGAUAGACUAUUGAAUCUUCUCAUAAUUGGAAUUGUAUUCUUUUUAUUAUCACUAUGCUUAUUCUGCAUGAUUGGCUGUGGAAUAUGGGAGAGUCUCGUGGGACGUUACUUUCAAGUUUAUUUACCAUGGGACUCACUAGUGCCAACUGAUCCACUUGGUGGUGCAACUGUUACAGCCCUACUUGUUUUUUUUUCAUAUUCAAUUGUAUUAAAUACAGUAGUGCCAAUAAGUUUGUACGUCAGUGUCGAGGUCAUAAGAUUUGUACAAUCAUUUCUUAUUAAUUGGGAUGAGGAGAUGUAUCAUGCACCAACAAAUACACAUGCCAGAGCUAGAACAACGACACUUAACGAAGAGCUGGGACAAAUUGAAUACAUAUUCUCGGAUAAAACUGGUACACUUACCCAAAAUAUCAUGACUUUCAACAAGUGUUCAGUGGCAGGAAGGAGUUAUGGAGAUUUAGUUGAUGAAGUCACUGGUGAAAUCAUCGAUCUGAGUGAGACGGAUGAAACGAACAAAACAACGUCAACGGUGAAGUGGAAAAAUGGCCAGGAGUUUGUUCGCAGCGUGCAUCCACCAAUUAGCAGUGUUAAUGCGAGAUUAUUGGAGCAAGCUGAUCGUAUGGGAAAUUCAACUCCCGAGCCUGAUAUCAACAGCAGAGGGAAAAUUGCACAGACACCCUCAACCGUUCCACCCCUGAACUUUUCCUUCAACAAAGAUUACGAGCCCGAAUUCAAGUUUUACGAUCCAGCGUUACUAGAGGCAGUUAAGAAAGAGGACACCGAGGUACAUCUGUUCUUUCGUCUUCUGGCACUCUGUCACACAGUUAUGUCAGACGAGAAAAACGGAAAGCUCGAGUACCAGGCCCAAUCACCAGAUGAGGCGGCAUUAGUGUCAGCAGCUCGAAACUUUGGUUUUAUCUUCAGAGAGAGAUCACCUAAUAGUAUAACAAUCGAAGUGAUGGGUAAACGUGAGGUUUACGAAGUGCUCUGCAUCCUCGAUUUCAAUAAUGUGCGUAAAAGAAUGUCUGUCAUCCUGAGGAGAAAUGGCCAUUUACGAUUGUAUUGUAAGGGAGCUGACCACGUUAUCUACGAGAGGCUGAAGGAGGGUAGUGAGGAAAUAAUGCAGAAAACCCAGGAGCAUCUUAAUAAAUUCGCCGGGGAGGGGCUCAGAACACUGUGUCUAUCUGUCAAGGAUCUUGAGGAGAGUUUCUUCAAUGAUUGGAAGCAGAGGCAUAUGGAUGCUGUACUCAGUGGAGAAGACAAGGAUGACAGGCUCGAUGCUAUUUAUGAGGAAAUUGAGAAGGAUAUGACACUGCUUGGGGCUACUGCCAUUGAGGACAAAUUGCAAGAUGGAGUGCCACAGACUAUUGCCAAUUUGAGCCUUGCUGGAAUUAAAUUGUGGGUACUCACUGGUGACAAACAAGAAACGGCUAUAAAUAUCGGCUACUCCUGUCAAUUGCUGACUGACGAACUAACUGAUGUAUUCAUCGUCGAUGCUACGACGUACGAUAGUGUGGAGACCCAACUCCAGCGUCACCUAGAAAUAAUAAAUACAGCAUCUAGUCAACAAAAUAGGCCAGCACUCUCCAUCGUCACAUUCAGGUGGGACAAAGAAAGUGAUACAGAGUAUAAUAGAGAAGAUUCAGACGAACGAGAACCCGAUUCAUCUUCAGGAUUUGCUAUUGUUAUUAAUGGACAUUCGCUGGUCCAUGCACUCCAUCCACAGAUGGAGAAGCUCUUUCUGGAGGUUUCCAGUCGAUGUAAAUCAGUAAUAUGCUGCCGUGUAACACCCCUUCAAAAGGCCAUGGUAGUUGAACUGAUUAAGAAAAAUAAAUCAGCGGUUACAUUGGCAAUUGGAGACGGUGCCAACGACGUGUCAAUGAUCAAAACAGCACACAUUGGAGUUGGCAUAAGUGGCCAAGAGGGCCUACAAGCUGUACUUGCAUCUGAUUACUCCAUAGGACAGUUUAGGUUUUUAGAGAGGCUACUGUUUGUACAUGGAAGAUGGUCGUACUAUAGAAUGUCCAAGUUUCUUAGAUACUUUUUUUACAAAAAUUUCGCCUUCACUCUAUGCCACAUAUGGUUUGCCUUCUUUUGUGGCUUCAGCGCACAGACAGUAUUUGAUCCAAUGUAUAUCUCAGUGUACAAUCUCUUUUACACGUCACUGCCAGUAUUGGCUGUUGGUGUAUUUGAUCAGGACGUCAACGAUAAGAACAGUAUAUUGUAUCCAAAAUUGUAUACACCCGGAUUGCAAAAUAUGCUUUUUAAUAAGAAAGAAUUUUGUUGGAGUGCACUACACGGAUUUUGGGCGAGUUGUAUAUUAUUUUUGGUGCCCUAUGGAACUUAUAAGGAUGGAUUAUCGCCAAAUGGUUACGUACUUUCAGAUCACAUGUUGCUGGGCAGCGUUGUGGCCACAAUCCUAGUUAUAGUUGUUACCGUUCAAAUAGCCCUCGAUACAUCGUACUGGACAAUUGUAAAUCACAUAAUGGUGUGGGGCUCCCUGAUUUGGUAUUUUAUUCUCGAUUAUUUUUACAAUUUCAUUAUUGGUGGAAGCUACGUUGGUAGCCUGACAAUGGCAAUGUCAGAGGCAACAUUCUGGUUUACAACAGUUAUAUCCUGUAUUAUUCUGGUGAUACCAGUAUUAUCGUGGAGAUUUUUCUUUAUCGAUGUUAGACCAACGUUAUCAGAUCGUGUAAGAUUGAAACAACGUUUGGCACAAAUGCGAUCACGCCAGAGUCAGGAUAUACUUCGUACACCGUCAACUAGACGUACACGUAGAUCAUUGAGGUCUGGUUAUGCUUUCGCACAUCAGGAGGGCUUUGGAAGACUCAUAACGUCCGGCAAAAUAAUGAGAAAAUUGCCGAAUGGUGGUGAUUUUAAAUUUGCAAUGCCAUUCGCUAAUAAUGUUACAAAAUCAGUCAAUGUCGCAUCAACAUCCCCAAAUGACGGUACUUCCAGAAAUUCACGUAAUUUAGACACGAUAAAUCUUUAAAUUAACAUGAAUUGUUGAUUUUUCAUUUAUUAGUGAGACAUUUCAUAAUUAAUGGAUCAACAGCCCGCCCUUGCCCGCUGGACGAUUAAUCGCAAUUUUUUCAAUUGAGAUUAAUUUUCAUUUUGUUAAUUGAAAUGAACUUCUCCGGGUGAGAGUCAAUCGUUGAUUCAUUUGAAAUGAAAUAUCGCAUUAGAACUAAUUAGAACAAUCUGAAUAGCUUUAUAUUUGAUAGUACACAUAAAUUAUUUCCAAGAUAUAAUUUUAUCAGAUAGAGAUUAAUUGAUUAUUACGUAUAAUGUACAGCACAAGUCUCUAGAUAUGUUUAAUUAAUUAAAUAUGUGAAUGGGUUAGGGAAGGGGUGGGUGGGGUAUUGCAGAUCGAUGUGAUAUAGUUUCGUUUAACGAUAAUAUUGGUGUGGAGUCUGUGACCUUCAUGUUACAACAAUUACAGAGAAAUAUAUUGAGGGAUGAAGAUGAUGCUGACAUGAUUGAUUGAUAACUAUUCAAUUAAAGGAUGAAAUGAAAAAUUACAUAAUUAAUAAUUGCCUUUAUACUACAUUUAUUACAUUAAAAAAUGGAAGGAGGACAUGAAUAAAAUGAAUACAUAAUAAAAUAAAUAUUAUUGAUGUAAAAUAGUAUUGACUGUAAAUAUUUUAAAGAGAUAUAUAUAUUAUAUUAAAUGUUAAGUAUACAUUUUUUAAAGAAGAAAGUAAUAUAUAGAUACAAUCGAGUGAAGUGAAAGAAAAAAAGAAAUUAAUAAUAACAGCUCGAAAAUAUGGAGCGGUAAUAAAUAAAAAGAGGAUGAUACUAUGAAAAGAAAAUCAUAGCUAUAUUAUUAUUACUGCGAAUAAUGAUAACGUUUGCCUUGGACUGAUUACUGAAUAUAAUAUAUAAUAAAGUAUGAAGUAACGAAAAUUGAAGAACAAAAACAACCUAAACAGCAUAAAAAAGUAGUUAAAAAUAUUGAGAAAAAUACGUAUUUCUACUUUUUAAUAAUUAAAAAAAAUUGAAAAAAAUUAUGGGUAGUUGAGGAAUGAUUAGUCUGCGUUGAGAGAGUGUCUCACAAUCAAAUAUUCUAAUUUUCAGCGGUAGAAGAUGUAUAAAUUAAUAAUGUGAAUUAAUUCAUUAUUUCUCGAAUGUGCCUGGGAAUUUGGAGCUUUUGUUUUAGUAGACGAGAGAAAAAAAAUUAUUUAAUUAACUAGAAAUUUUUCAAUAUUAAGCAUGUACGAACUUUUCUACAGGAGCAUUAAUUAAAUAAUUAAUUUUUUUUUGAACACUGAGAGCCGUUUGAAACUAUUGAAAAAAUUUUCGUCCAGUAUUGUUAAUCACUUGUGCAAUCAUGCAAUCUGAAAAAAGUAGAGAAUGAUGUGAAUCAAUGACAAUUGAUUUUACAAUAACGAGUUUACAGAUUCAUUGUUGAGACUGUAAAGAGAAAUUAUACGCUCUUUAUCCGGCAUACGCCAUAAAAAUGAAUAUCAUGAGUAAUUUUUUUCCUAUGUCCACGGCAAAAUGAAAUGUUGAGUACUUUUGACACAUUACAAUGAGAUAAAACGGGAAAGAGAUAAAAACAGAGCACAGCUUAUUAUCUUUAUUUUCCAGUGAAUUUAAUUUUUUUUUUCAACUUCAUGUGAAAUACUAUUUCAAUAUGUGAUUUAAUGAAGUACUUUUCCCCAAUGCGUGAGGACUAAAGUUAACCAUGAACUCGUUGAUUUUUCUGUUGAUUAUUGAAAGCUGCAGCGUAAAAAAAUAAUUACGAUCCACACAAAAGGGAGCAAUUGGUGUAUCGAAAAGAAAUAAUGUGGGAUAGAAAAAUAAAAAAAAUGUCGAUGUCAAAACCCACGUUUCGAAUUUUAUUAUACAGAUGGUGGAACGAUACCAUGUAAAUGUAUAGCUUCACUGUAAGCAAAUAUUUGUAUUACUGUCUCCAUUUGUUAAUACCGUUAUAUUGCUAGCAUUUUUUUUUAUAAAAACCAACAAAUGUCACAAAAACUGCACAGUUUGUUAAUAUAAUAAAGAAAAGGGUAAAUUACCGAUGUAUUAUACGUA
Molecule: messenger RNA, 7130 nt
Organism: Diachasmimorpha longicaudata
Lineage: Eukaryota; Metazoa; Arthropoda; Insecta; Hymenoptera; Braconidae
Gene: ATP8B
Product: phospholipid-transporting ATPase ID
Exons: 15
Coding region: 847-5085 (1412 amino acids)
Biological process (GO): phospholipid translocation; Golgi organization
Cellular component (GO): plasma membrane; trans-Golgi network
Molecular function (GO): magnesium ion binding; ATP binding; ATPase-coupled intramembrane lipid carrier activity
Source: RefSeq, a predicted model, not a curated record